Messenger RNA from Saprolegnia diclina VS20, 2137 nucleotides. RefSeq lists its product as hypothetical. NCBI's taxonomy places the organism in Eukaryota, Oomycota, Saprolegniomycetes, Saprolegniales, Saprolegniaceae. The transcript is spliced from 2 exons. Gene Ontology annotation, biological process: proteolysis. Gene Ontology annotation, molecular function: serine-type endopeptidase activity. Bases 82 to 2043 code for a protein of 653 amino acids. The record is from RefSeq and is a predicted model, not a curated record.
GUAUCAGACACUCCUGGGCUACCGGCCUCCGUUUGUUCAUUUUCAAAUUUGCCACCUUUGGCUCCAAGCGUGUCAAAUCCUAUGAAGGCCUUCCUCAUCCUCUCGACGAUGGCGGCGGCGGCGUCGGCCAAGGUCGCCAGCUCCGUGCUCCGCGCCCUUGAAAUCGACGGCAACGCCGAUGUUUUUGUCCGGUUCGCGGACGCCUCGUCGGCGCUUGAAGCCGCGACGCUCGAGUCCAACAAGCCGCUCGAGCGCCAAGAAGUCUUUGAAAUUCUCUCGGACGCCACGGCGACGGGCCAAAAGAGCAUCGAAGCGGCCACCGCCGGGUUCGAAGUGACGCCGACGUGGAUCGUCUCGGGCGCGUUCAUCAAGGCCGCCGACAAGGCGCUCAUCGAGAAGCUGACGCGCAACCAAGUCAUCAAGUCGGUCGAGCAAGUUCCCGACAUGCAGCUCGACCCGGUGCUCUCCAAGCCCACGACCGAGGCUGUCGCUGCCGCCGCUGCGUCGCCCAACCAGUGGGGUAUCGACGCGAUCGGCGCCUCGGAUGUCUGGAAGUACGCCAACGGCUCGGGUAUUGGCGCGGACGUCAUCAACAACUCGUGGGGCGGCAAGACCUUCCACCCAGUGUAUGAAGAAGCCAUUGCGUCGAUCCGCAAGGCCGGCAUCACGCCCAUCUUUGCCAACGGCAACGAAGGCCCGGCUUGCGGGACGACGGGUAGCCCCGGGACGUACCCGAAUGUUAUCUCGGUCGGCGCCAUUGGCUCGUACACGAACGAGCCCAACAAGCUCGCGUUCUUCUCGUCCAAGGGCCCUGGCAAGUACAUUGACGCGCACAACGUGCCGCAGACGAUCGUCAAGCCGACAGUCUCGGCCCCCGGCUUCUUUACGCUCUCAGCCUACAACAACAGCGACACGGGACUCGCGUACCUUGCGGGUACGUCGAUGGCGGCGCCGCACGUUGCGGGUGUCGUCGCGCUCCUCAAGUCGAUCAAGCGUGACCUGACGUACGACGAGAUUUACGCCUAUUUGACGCAGACCGCCGACCGAACGCUCGAGGGCGAGCCCAAGGAGUGGCUCGUGCCCAACAAGACGUCCAACGGCACGGAUGUGUACCCCGGUGCCUUCAACUGCGGCGGCGUCGACGACACCACGUGGCCCAACAACCGGUACGGCUACGGCCGCGUCAAUGUCGCCAAGAUCCUUGCCGGGGGCAAGUUUGCAUCGGUUGCGACACCGACGCCGGUGCCCCGAACGACGCCGCCGGCGCCACUCGAAACGAACUUUUGCACGUACAAGAAGACGGCCCUCUCCGAGUGGAACCACGGCCUGUACAUCGACACGAUCAAGAACAACAAGAACGAAGGCUUCACGAUUGACCGCGUCGGCAACCUCAUUGCAGCGUACGCGCCGCCCAAGGAAGACUCGUUUUGCCUGGCGCUCACCAAGGACACAACCAACACCAACACGGCGACGCUCACCAAGUGCAAGGGUGACGAGACGCAGAUUUGGAAGUUUGACGCUGCCGCCAAGCGCAUCGUUCACCCCGCGUCGGGCUUUUGCUUGACUUUCAACGCCGCCAAGCUCGGUGCCGGCCCCAGCGUCGCCCCGUGCUCGCCCAGCGCUGUGAGCCAGUACUUCGACGCGUGCGACAACGUCAAGGCGAAGAGCUACGUCAAGCUCAUCACCAAGAGCAACAAGGUCAUCUCGGAAUUCUAUUCGGGCGUUUACGCCGACUGGGUCUCGGACUCGGCCAACGAGCUCUUUACGUACGACUCCAACGCCAAGACGCUCCAGGCGGCCAGCAACGGCCAGUGCCUCGAUGCCUUCCGUGACGGCGACAAGUUUGGUCUUCACACGUACGCCUGCGACGCUACCAACGACAACCAAAAGUGGAUCAUCGAUGCGGCCAACCACAAGAUCAAGCACGCGACGCACAACAACUUGUGCUUGGACGUCGACCCGACUAACCCGAGUCACGUGGCGCAGGUGUGGGAGUGCCACAACGCCAACACCAACCAAUGGAUCGACGCUGUAGCGUACUAAAUCUGUGAAGUGCAUUUUGAACACAGCAUUCAUGAAGUAAAUCAUCGAGACGAAAGCUAUUGUAGUGUUUUCUUGGAUAAGAAAUUUGGUCGAG